AUGGAGGCACUAGAGAGAAUUCAACCAAACAGGCAAGUAGUAGUCUUUAUUUUAAUGGUGUUCUUGUCUCAAACUCGCUCAGAGCCCAUUCGUUAUUCUAUGCUGGAAGAAACAGAGAGUGGCUCCUUUAUAGCUAAUCUGGCCAAAGACCUGGGCCUGGGAACUGGGGAACUGGCCGCCCGGUCCGCCCGGGUGGUCUCUGACGAUGACAAGCAGCGUUUGCAGCUGGACCGUCAGACUGGAGAUUUACUUCUGAGGGGGAAACUAGACCGGGAGGAGCUAUGUGGCCCUAUUGAACCGUGUGUGCUGCAUUUUCAAGUGUUCCUAGAAACACCUGUGCAAUUUUUUCAAGGAGAAUUAUUGAUCCAGGACAUAAAUGACCACUCUCCAGUAUUCUCUGAUAGGGAAAUGCUCUUGAAUAUCUUGGAGAACAGUCGGCCAGGGACUCUGUUUCCAUUGAAAUCAGCUCAGGAUUUGGAUGUGGGCAGCAAUAGUCUUCAAAAAUACACAAUUAGUCCCAAUUCUCAUUUUCAUGUUCUCACUCAGAAUCAUAGUGAGGGCAAGAAAUACCCAGAUUUGGUGCAGGACAAAGCGCUGGAUCGAGAGGAGCAGCAUGAGUUGAGUUUAACUCUCAUAGCGUUGGAUGGUGGGUCUCCACCAAGGUCUGGUACUGUCAUGGUCCGAAUCCUGAUCAUAGAUGUCAAUGACAAUGCCCCCGAGUUUGUGAACACACCAUAUGAAGUGCAGGUCCUGGAAAAUAGUCCACUGGACUUCCCAAUAAUUAGAGUCUUGGCUAGGGAUGCAGAUGCUGGAAAAUUUGGAAGCGUUUCCUACAACUUGUUCCAAGCAUCAGAUGAAAUUAAACAAACUUUCUCAAUAAAUGAAGUCACAGGAGAAAUCCGACUGACCAAAAAAUUGGAUUUUGAGAAAAUUAACUCUUACCAUGUGGAAAUUGAGGCUACAGAUGGAGGGGGCCUUUCCGGGAAAGGCACUGUGGUCAUAGAGGUGGUGGACGUGAACGACAAUGCCCCGGAGCUGACCAUAUCUUCACUCACCAGCUCCAUCCCAGAGAAUGCUCCUGAGACAGUAGUCUCUAUUUUCAGAAUUCGAGAUAGAGAUUCCGGAGAUAAUGGAAAGAUGAUUUGCUCUAUUCCAAGUAACUUGCCAUUCAUUCUAAAACCAACUUUCAAGAAUUUCUACACCCUGUUAACAGAGAGUCCGUUGGACAGAGAGCAAACAAAUCAGUACAACAUCACCAUCAGUGUCACUGACCUGGGUACCCCCAGACUGAAAACCGAACACGAGAUAACCGUAUUGGUAUCAGACGUCAAUGACAACGCGCCCACCUUCACCCAAAACGUAUACACUUUGUUCAUCCGCGAGAACAACAGCCCCGCCCUGCACAUCGGCAGCGUCAGCGCCACAGACAGAGACUCGGGCACCAACGCACAAGUCACCUACUCUCUACUGCCGUCCCAGGACCCUCACUUCCCUCUUGCCUCCUUGGUUUCCAUCAACUCAGACAACGGGCACAUGUUCGCUCUGAGGUCGCUGGAUUAUGAGACGCUGCGAGGGUUCGAGUUCCGCGUGGGCGCGGCAGACGCAGGCUCCCCGGCGCUGAGCAGCGAGGCGCUGGUGCGCGUGGUGGUCGUCGACGACAACGACAACUCGCCCUUUGUGCUGUACCCGCUGCACAACGGCUCUGCGCCCUGCACGGAGCUGGUACCCAGAGCAGCGGAGGCUGGCUACCUGGUGACCAAGGUGGUGGCAGUAGAUGGUGACACAGGCCAGAACGCCUGGCUGUCCUACCAGCUGCUCAAGGCCACGGAGCCCGGGCUGUUCAGCGUGUGGGCGCACAAUGGCGAGGUGCGCACCGCCAGGCUGCUGAGCGAGCGCGACGCGGCCAAACACAGACUCGUCGUGCUGGUGAAGGACAAUGGCGACCCGCCAAUGUCGACCACCGUUACGCUGCACGUGCUCCUGGUGGACGGCUUCUCGCAGCCCUACCUUCCGCUCCUGGAAGUGGCACCGGAUGAAGUGGCGGACUCGCUCACUAUCUACUUGGUCAUUGCAUUGGCGUCUGUCUCGUCGCUCUUCCUGUUGUCGGUGCUGCUGUUCGUCGCUGUGCGGCUGUGCAGGAGGAACAGGGCUGCUUCUCUGGGUCGCUGCUCAGUGCCCGAGGGCCACUUUUCUGGCCACUUGGUGGACGUUAGCGGCAGCGGAACCUUGUCUCAGAGCUACCAGUACGAAGUAUGCAUGACGGGGGAUUCUAGGACUGGUGAGUUCAAAUUUCUGAAGCCCAUAAUCCCCAACCUCUUGGUAUCAAAUACUGGGAGAAAAGUGAACGGAAACUGUAGGAAUAGCUUUGUAUGCAGUUAA
Molecule: messenger RNA, 2379 nt
Organism: Orycteropus afer afer
Lineage: Eukaryota; Metazoa; Chordata; Mammalia; Tubulidentata; Orycteropodidae
Source: RefSeq, a predicted model, not a curated record